GACAUCUUCUCUCUCUCUUUCUGAAGUGAACUGUUGUUGUUGUGCUCUUUGGUUUCAUCGAGAGAGAACCUAAACCCGAUCUGAACCAAUAACAAUAAGAAGACGAAUGGCGUCUUCGUCGUUCUCAGUCACAUCUCCAGCUGCUGCUGCUUCCGUCUAUGCAGUCACUCAAACCUCCUCGCACUUCCCAAUCCAAAACCGCUCUCGCAGAGUUUCUUUCCGUCUCUCUGCUAAGCCCAAGCUUCGCUUUCUCUCCAAGCCUAGUCGCAGUAGCUACCCUGUGGUGAAAGCACAAUCUAACAAGGUUAGUACUGGUGCAUCAUCAAAUGCUGCCAAAGUUGAUGGGCCAUCAUCAGCUGAAGGAAAGGAGAAAAACUCAUUGAAGGAGUCGUCUGCUUCUUCUCCUGAAUUAGCUACAGAAGAGUCUAUUUCUGAGUUCCUUACCCAAGUAACAACUCUUGUCAAGCUUGUGGAUUCAAGAGACAUUGUUGAGUUGCAGUUGAAACAACUCGACUGUGAACUAGUCAUUCGAAAAAAAGAAGCCUUACCUCAACCUCAAGCUCCUGCAUCUUAUGUUAUGAUGCAGCAACCAAAUCAACCAUCUUAUGCCCAGCAAAUGGCUCCUCCUGCUGCACCUGCUGCUGCCGCACCAGCCCCUUCUACGCCAGCCUCUCUGCCUCCACCAUCCCCACCUACUCCAGCCAAAUCGUCACUUCCUACUGUUAAAAGCCCCAUGGCUGGCACAUUCUACCGUAGUCCUGCACCUGGUGAACCACCCUUUAUUAAGGUUGGAGACAAAGUGCAGAAGGGGCAAGUUCUAUGCAUUGUUGAAGCCAUGAAGUUAAUGAAUGAAAUAGAGGUGAGUUUCUGAAUCAUCUGAAAAUGGGGUACCAUCUGAACCUUUUAUCUACCUUAACUACUUCGAAUCAUCUCUUACUAAAUACAUACACUAAAAAAAUAUGUUGUUUCUCUGUUCAAUCCCACUUAGUCAUCUACUUCAUAUGAUUUGUCAAUUAUAUAUGGAUGAAUACUUGUGCUUAACGUGUGCCAUUGAUUUAACUCUGAAACUUGAACUUCUUCUCCUCAGUCUGACCAUACCGGAACCGUAGUCGAUAUUGUCGCAGAAGACGGCAAGCCUGUCAGCCUCGACACUCCUCUGUUUGUGGUUCAACCGUAGAAUCGGCACCAUGAGAAAUGGAGAAAAGAAGCUCUACUAAAUUCAUUCUCUGUGCUUUGGUAAUACAAAAUUUGCUGAGACUUCUAAAAACGUUUCCCCUUCGCUGUCACUGUUAAAGUCUGUUAGGUUUGUUAGUUUGGUGAGGAAGAAUUGAGUUUUCUUUAGUUUCUCUAUUCGUUAAAAAAAAAAAGAUGAGACAUUUUUUUCCAUAAGCUCUGUUUUUAUUUCUUUCCUAUAUACACGAACUCUUCUUGUUCUGUUCUAUUUGCAAAUUAUCCAAUUUCAGAAUACA
Molecule: messenger RNA, 1469 nt
Organism: Arabidopsis thaliana (thale cress)
Lineage: Eukaryota; Viridiplantae; Streptophyta; Magnoliopsida; Brassicales; Brassicaceae
Gene: CAC1
Product: chloroplastic acetylcoenzyme A carboxylase 1
Exons: 6
Coding region: 107-871 (254 amino acids)
Biological process (GO): fatty acid biosynthetic process
Cellular component (GO): acetyl-CoA carboxylase complex; chloroplast
Molecular function (GO): acetyl-CoA carboxylase activity
Source: RefSeq, marked reviewed